Linum trigynum is the source of this 1603-nucleotide messenger RNA. NCBI's taxonomy places the organism in Eukaryota, Viridiplantae, Streptophyta, Magnoliopsida, Malpighiales, Linaceae. The record is from the annotation of a GenBank genome assembly.
GCGAUCUCUGUAAUUUCCGGCCACUGUCUGCAUAUCGAUUCCGAUCCACUCUAGUAAUUUCCGGCGAAGUCUGGUCAGAGUCGCCGUCGGAUCCCGACGCUUCCUUUAGCAAUUUUGCUCAUUGCAACUUCAACAAACUCCUCGAGUGAUAAUUUGUGCUCUACUCUCUAACUGCGUCGUGAUCCAAGCUAGUGUGCAAUCAGGUUCGUUUCUUUUUUUAGUCUCAAUUGAUGAACGAAAUCCUUAGGGAUGGCUUCCAUUUUUCAGCUGAGCUCUAGUCAUUGCGAUGCUCGGAUAAUGGACAAAUCAGUUAUGCGGAUGCUUCAAUUGCUGCUUGAGAAUUGAAUGUCAGUGAACUUAGGGAUUUCCUUCGCUGGUUUCAGGGUAAGCGAGUUAGGUUUGAUUUUGUUGUUAGAACUAGAAGAAAACGAACAGAGGAAGGAGAGGAACCAUAAUUAAUGGAGUCCCAGUCCCAGACUCAGAAUACUUCCUUGCACCGUCUUCAGAAUGUGGAGAAGACUGUUGUCAAGGUUUUGGAACUGGCUGGAGGAGUGAUGGAUGAACUGGCGAAUCCCAUGGGACCCAGGAAGGAAUUCAUCAAUAACCAUUGCCGCGAGUUCAUGCAAAUGAUCAAGGACAUCCAGUUUACUUUGCGCAAUGAAAUCAAAAGCACGUGUGAGUACCGUCCUUUUGAGAAGUGUGACUACAGCUCGAGGAUAUCAAACGAAAUCUGCUUCGACAAGUUGGAGUACCUUACUUCCCUUCUGAAUGGCUUGGAAGAAUCCAUUGACCGGUAUCAUGCUGCUGAUGCUGCUGCUGCAACCGCGAUGUUCCCUCCGAUUGAUUCAUGACAGUGAUGCAUCACCAUUCUCCCCUUAGCUUACCAGCCAGCCUCGUGAGUGUUCGAUUUCCAUGUGUUCCGUUGCAGCCAUUUGGACCAUAGAGCACGUCGCAAAGUCUGAACUUCAGCCUCCACUCAAGCCAAGCGCACGUCGGCAAGCCAGAUCUCCUUUUUCCUGGAUAGGGUAGGGAUUGGUUUACAAAUUUGUAGUUAAAAUGUCUGGCAGUAGCUCCGUUUCACACACUUGCUAUUUGAACCCCCAAUUCAGCUUGUAUUAGUUGAGAUGUUAUUCUCCACAUGUUGAAAUGAGCUGUUGCUUGUGAGAGAUCACAUUUCCACUCAUUUCGUGGUGUUUUCGGUCUUUCGGUCCUGAAAAGCCUUCAGAAAAUGUUGAAACAUGAGCAUUUCUGCACUUCCAAGAAAGUGCUGCAACUGGAUCUUAUAUGGAAUGUACCCAAUUUGCCUCGACAAUUCCAGUUGUCAAAGAUAUUUAAACAUUGAUUUUGCCAUUACAACAAAGAAGCUUGAGGUUAUCUUUGUCAAAUCAACUAGGUAUAACAAUUAUACAAGGGUCCUGAAUCCUAAUGAGUAAUGACCACAUUCAUGAACCGAAAGAACCAAAUCUAAAUGAAACCAGUAUCAGGUAGAAAAUCAUAACCGGAUAUGAUAGUACCAAAGGAUGUACAUUCUUGUCCUAGAACCAAGCUUCCUUCAACGACAAUAAGAGGAGGCGGUGAUCAUCAAUCAAGACAGCAAUAUUCA